Alternaria rosae is the source of this 990-nucleotide messenger RNA. RefSeq lists its product as uncharacterized. The coding region runs from base 1 to 990 and encodes 329 amino acids. The record is from RefSeq and is a predicted model, not a curated record. Gene Ontology annotation, molecular function: protein binding. The transcript has a single exon. Lineage: Eukaryota; Fungi; Ascomycota; Dothideomycetes; Pleosporales; Pleosporaceae.
AUGCCUUCCAAGGGGCUCUCACCCACAUGGAAGUCACUGGCCCCUAUACCUAUCUUCCCUCGUCAAGAGCAAACCACAGUAUUCCUUCCACCAUCUACCAUCGCAAUUCUUGGCGGCGUUAUCCCAUCCAACACGUCCUUUCCGCCGGUAGACACUUCUCCUCUAAUGCAAUUCUACUCAAUCACGAACAACACCUGGACCACAAGAGCGGGCAUGCCACGAGGCCUCAAUCACGCCAAUGCAGCCGUUGUGGACGGGAAGAUCUACGUCUUAGGCGGCCUAGCGGAGACGGGCAACGAGACAACCAGGGUAUGGGGCUCAGUAUCAGACUCAUGGGUAUACGAUCCUCUUGCAGACGCAUGGCAGACGAUUCCAGGCGUACCGACUGGUGAAGAAAGAGGUAGUGCGACCGUAGGUACCUACGAGUCCAGAAUCUAUCUCGCUGCCGGCAUGACGGAGCUAGAGCUUGUCGAACAUGGCAGUCAGCGCAGUGUCUCCGUUGUGUCUAUCUUCGAUACCAAGACCAAGACGUGGCUCGCCGUCCCAAAAGCUGCCAAGUAUAUCCCGGAAGCCCGAGAUCACGCUGGAGCCGCAGUCGUGGGCUCAAAGAUGUACGUCCUUGGCGGACGAGACAGCGGACAAGAGAAUCUUCGCGACACGGUCUUCGUUCUGGAUCUUUGUCAUCUGGAAGCCGGUUGGAAGACUAGCUCAGCACGCAUGCCAACGGCUAGGGGUGGUGUUGCGGCUGGUGUCAUCGGAAAGGACAUCUACGUCUUUGGCGGUGAGGGCAAUACGCUAUCGGAGACUGGAGUGUUCGAUCAGGUUGAGGUCUACGAUACUGUGCGAGAUCGAUGGGCGAAGGCUGGCACGAUGAAGCUUCCUAGGCAUGGAACUUAUGCUGUGGGUGUGAAAGGAAAGGUGUACAUUCCCGGAGGCGGUGUAAGCCAAAGCGGUGCGCCAGUGUCUGACUUCGACGUCUUCAUUCCUUAG